This is a messenger RNA of Arthroderma uncinatum, 486 nucleotides long. RefSeq names its product guanylate kinase. The coding region runs from base 1 to 486 and encodes 161 amino acids. Gene Ontology annotation, cellular component: cytosol. Gene Ontology annotation, biological process: purine nucleotide metabolic process. Lineage: Eukaryota; Fungi; Ascomycota; Eurotiomycetes; Onygenales; Arthrodermataceae. The record is from RefSeq and is a predicted model, not a curated record. Gene Ontology annotation, molecular function: GMP kinase activity. The transcript has 3 exons.
AUGGCUUCCACAGACACGACUCGUGGCCCACGACCAGGAGAACAAGAUGGUCGAGAAUACAACUUUACCACCAAGGAAGCAUUCUUGAAGCUCGUUGACGAGGGAGGGUUCAUUGAACAUGCCCAAUUCGGCGGCAACCAUUAUGGAACCAGUAUCGCGGCUGUAAAGCAUGUUGCAGACCAAGGAAGGAUAUGCGUGCUGGAUAUUGAGAUGGAGGGCGUGAAACAAGUGAAGCGCACCGACCUCAAUGCCCGAUUCCUCUUCCUUUCUCCACCUUCCCUCGAAGAACUGGAAAGCCGUCUACGUGGACGCGGUACCGAGACUGAGGAAAGCUUACAAAAGCGACUUGCCCAAGCUAAGGUUGAGCUGGAGUACGCAAAGGAACCUGGCGCGCAUGACAAGAUCGUUGUUAACGACGAGCUCGAUGCAGCAUAUCUCGAGCUAAGGGAGUGGGUUGCAGACGGCGGGAAAUUCGGCUCGCAGUAA